UUAAUCAAAGCACACCGGACGACGACAACAACAACUGUCAGCUGUCAGACUGAUUUGUUUACAACUGCAACAUGAUUGAUUUCAGCUCUGCGGAAGUGUCAUGAAUCCUGAUGUAGUGAAUAAUUCUAAAUACAUCAUUUUAAUAAUAUUUUAUGGCAAAAGUAGAUGUGACAAACUGUAUUUGCUAUGCAGGUUCGAGCAAGAAAAUCAAAACAUUUUAUUCAAACAGUGAGAGCUGUUCAGGUUGGAACUAUUUUCUGUUGUCUGAUCGUUUAUCUUGGAUUUAGUUACUUUGAGGUAACACCAGAUAACGAUGGGCCUUAUGAAAAGACAGAAACAGUGGGAUUUAAAGCUGGUUCAAGAUCCCUUCUAUCUGUGCUACCAAACUGCACCCCUCGUGCCGUAGAACAGUUCCCUAGAGAUGUGUUUAGCAUGGCAGAGCGGAAGAAUGGGGCUGUUGCUCUUCAUGUCCUUGUCACAGUCUACAUGUUUCUAGGCUUUGCUCUUCUCUGUGAUGACUAUUUUGUGCCUUCACUCGAAGUUAUAUGUGAAGUAUUACAGAUACAGUCUGAUGUUGCGGGGGCUACAUUUAUGGCAGCAGGGAGUUCAGCCCCGGAACUGGCAACAGCUGUUAUAUCAAUCUUCAUUGCAAAGGAUGAUAUAGGUAUAGGAACUGUUGUAGGAUCAGCUGUGUACAAUGUCAUGUUUGUGAUCAGUAUUUGUGCUCUUUGUGCAGGCAUGGUUGUCAAUCUGAAUUGGUGGCCAUUAUGUCGUGAUUGUCUCUUCUAUACUGUCAGUGUAGCUGCUCUUGCUGUAGUUAUCCUCGACGAAAAAGUGUUCUGGUAUGAAGCUGUGAUAUUUAUUGUACUAUACCUAGUCUACAUUCUGCUCAUGUAUUUUAACACAUCGCUGGAGAUGUGGUUAGUGCCAAAGUUCAAAUGUUGUGGUGUUCACAAUCGUGCAGAGAACCUUGAUGUUGUUGUCAUGGUUACUAGAUCAAAAGAGAAUGAGCGUUUUCUGAAAACCAAUGGGGCAACCAAUGAGAGCCUGCUCAUGGAGUCCAAGUUUAUUGGACAAGAUAUUUCUGACUUUGAUUCAGAUUUUGAGGAUGAUGUAGAAGAUACAAGUCAACCUUUAAUGAGAAAUUCUUCGUUACCAAAUGUACAAGUUGAGUCAACACAUGAGACUCGUGAGCAUGUUUUGAGUAUGCCAAACUGUUGGUGGAAAAAGGUGAUCUGGGGUGUUUCUCUGCCACUCAAACUUCUGUUCUACGUCACUAUACCUGAUUGUAGGCUUACCAGAUGGCGGAGCUGUUUCAUCAUGACCUUCAUCAUGAGUCUAGUCUGGUUAUCAUUUCUUUCCUAUGUAAUGGUGUGGAUGAUAACUAUAAUAGGAUAUACAGCUGGUAUUGCAGACACAAUCAUGGGGCUAACUUUUAUAGCUUUUGGCGUCAGCCUUCCAGAUGUCAUAUCAAGUGUGAUAGUGGUACGAGAAGGGCUUGGUGAUAUGGCUGUCAGCAAUGCGGUUGGCAGUAACGUGUUUGAUAUUCUCAUAUGUCUUGGCGUCCCUUGGUUUAUACAGAGUUUAAUCAAAGGGAGUGCUGUCCAAGUAUACAGUGAAGGUUUGCUGUAUGCGACCUUGACACUCCUCGGAACAGUUGUUUUCCUGCUUGUAUCCACACAUAUCAACGGCUGGCGACUAACGAAGAAAUAUGGUCUCAUGCUGAUGCUUGUCUAUAUUUUGUUUACAAUACUUACCUCCUUGUAUGAGCUCAAUGUAUUUGGAUAUGUUCAUCCAAAAGAAUGUGAUUCAAAUUAUUAAAUAUUGAGUCAGUAACAAUCCAAUAUCAAACAGUUUAUUCCAGUGACAGUGCUCAUCUCUCUGAAUAUUCCCUAAAAUAAAAGAAUAACAAAAAAACAUUGUCCUGAAAUAUUCCAAACAUCUGCUUAAUACAUUGAGGUGUAGACAAAACAGCCAGCAUUGAAUUAUGACAGUUAAAGAAAGAUGUCCCGGUUUCAGUCCUCAGUGGAUGCUCAUUAUUGGACCGGGUACCAGAUUAGAACUGUGCUAUAUUCCACUGGCACCAGUUUAAAAUGGCAACACUGUGCAUAGACCUAAAAAGAUCUUACCAAUACAUACAAAUUUAAUCAUGUUAUGAUUCAGCAGCCAUACAAUUUUAUGCUAAAAAAGGUUUAGAAUAGAUUUUAUAGAGUUUUAUACAGUAAAGAAAUUUAAUAUAUAUAUAAUAAUGUUGUUUGUGAAUAAAAAAGGUUGUAUAAUAUUUAAUUGUUCAGGUACGUAAUUUUGACAUAGUUAAGUUAUACAGACUACUUUACAUAAAAUUAUGAAUGGUAUAAAAUAAUGCUUUUCUGUUGUUCGAAAUAUAAUGGCAUAGUUUUUCCCAGUAAAAUAGAAAUAUACAUCCUUUGGUAUUAAAGUGUGAAGUAAAAUAUAUAAUUCCAUUCACUCGCUUUACUCUUUGAACAUAAUCAUUUUUAUAUGCUUAUAGACUUUGUCCGGAGCAUAUCUUCUUCUUGCAUGGAGGGAUUUUGAUGAAACUUGGCACAUUUGUUGAACAUCAUGAGACGGAGUGUCCUGCGCAAGAACCAGGUCCAUAGGUUUAAGGUCAAAGUCACACUUGGAGGUCAAAGGUCAAAUUAAAGAAUGACUUUGUCUGGAACAUACCUUCUUCAUGCAUGGAGGGAUUUUAAUGUAACUUGGCACAAUUGUUCACCAUCAUGAGACAGAGUGUCAUGCGCAAGAACCAGGUCCUUAGGUCUAAGGUCAAGGUCACACUUAGAGGUCGAAGGAUACAAGAAUGAAAACUUUGUCCGGAGCAUUUCUUCUUCAUGCGUGGAGGGAUUUUGAUAUACCUUUGCACAAAUGUUUACCACCAUGAGACUGAGUGUCAUGCGCAAGAACCAGGUCCCUAGGUCUAAGGUCAAGGUCACACUUAGAGGCCAAAGGUCAGAUACAAGAAUGACUUUGUCCGGAGCAUUUCUUCUUCAGUCAUGUAGGGAUUUUGAUGUAACUUGGCACAAUUGUACACCAUCAUGAGACGGAGUGUCAUGCGCAGGUCCCAUUAGAAUUACUUCCCUUUGUUAUUACUAUAAAUAGCUUAUAUUGUAACUUUUUCAUUAUUAGUCAUAGGGAAAAAUAGAGACCACUCUUCUGUAGUACAAUAUGCAUGUUACAUCCAAUUUUGAGGUGCAUUUUGACCUAUCUCUACCUGGGAAGGAUUUUUGUGUGGACUUACAAUUUUUUUUUUUAAAGAUUAACUUCUCUUUGUUGUUACUAUAAAUAACUUGUAUUGUAACUUUUUUAUAAUAAAAACCAAGACCACUUUUCUGUGGUGCAACAUAGAUGUUACUUUCAAAUUUUAGGUGUAUUUUAAGGUACCUCUACCUGGUAAGGAGUUUUUUUGUGGACUUAGAAAAACAAAAGAAUUACAAUAAUUACUAAACAGCCACAAAAUUAAAAUUCCAUUUGCAAAUACAGGUGCUAGUGUAAAGAAAUUUGCUGUGACGUGCGUAUAUUGUGACAUUCUGGCACUUUUGUUAGAUCUUUAUGUUGCAUGUGACAUUAUGCGAAUAUAAAGGAUUAAUUUUGGUUAAAACUGUUGAAAAGACUUGAAGUUAAUGAAAGUUGUGUUUGUUUUUCAUUAAAGUCAGCUUGUCUAUGUCUUUUAAUUAUGGACUCUAAAUUGUAUCUUUCCAUUUGUGGCCGCAUUAUUUGUGAACGUAUAAAAUGUGGUGUUCACAAUGUGAAAGAUAUUUUGAUCUUUCAUUGUAAACAAAUUUUCUAUUAGUUUCAUGUUUUGACAAAAUUUACCCAUUUAUAGUUUCUUACCAGUGGAAAAUAUAUUUGAUAUUUUUUGCUGUGAAAAUACCAGAUAUAUUUUACUCUAAUGUUUGGAUAAUUAACUGAAAAACAUGUAAUAAAUUUUGGAAUUACACUCCAACAUAAAGAUCCCGUAUUUGUUUGGCUAUAAGACGGCUAUGUAAAAAAAUAUUUUGUUAAGUGUUAGCGGUCCUUGAAUGAUGAAGCAUUGAUGUGUUUUUUCCUUGCCAACAGUUAGAAUACUGCUCUGUUCAGGUUUAACCUUCUUUAGUUUAAUGUUUCUUAGAAAUUAGACCGUCAUGUAAUGACUGUAUAACUGGUUCAUUUUUUGAAAAUGAAAGUUUUCAGAUAUUUUUACAAAAUUCGUCAUUUUUAUUGUGAUAUGAAAUUUGUUCUGAAAGUGUCUUGCGACUUACAGAUACAGUCAAACUUUGUUCACUCAAACCAGAUAUGAACAGCAAAAUUUAGGUGAGUUUUUGGUAGGUUGAGCCAUUGAACAAUAUGCAUUAUAUAGUAGGGACUUGGCAUGACCCGUUAAUGAGUUCGACAGAAGGGUGGUGUUCCAAUUAUCCAAGUUUGAACUAACAAGGUUUGACUAUAUUAUAUAUAAUUGUUAAUGUUUUCUAGUUACCAUAUCUCGUUUUGUGAUAGAGUGAACUUCAAACUGGAGAUUUGUAUUAAUUGAAUGGCAAUAAUAUAUGUGUUUUAUGUAAUAUAUUUAUUUAUUCUCAUUAUAAUUACUGCUGAAUAUCUUUAUAUAUUUAGGAAUCUCUCUAGGUACAUUCUUUUACAUGUGAUAGUGCAAAUGUUAGUGUCAAUAGAAGUGUUCAUGAGCUGAUACAAUCAGCAGAGUUGUGUAAACUCAGUUUAUGUAAUAGUUUUAGUUAGAAUUUUACUAUAAUAUCCCGACCCUGCAGAAAUUUUUUGUAUUUUUUGCUUUGUGUAUUUAAAGAUAUAUUAAACCCGAAUUCUUAUUUGAAAAUACGAACACUAAACUUCAUAGUGUGUAAAUUCAAAAUUAACAUGUUUUUGUUUAUAUACAGUACUGUGUGUUAGGUUUAAUACAUGUCUGAUACAUGAUUGUUUAGUAAAACACAGAAUUUAUUUGUACUAAGCUUUUUUAACAAAUGACUGUUGUACAUGUCUUUUAAUUAUGAAUGUAGCUCUACAAACUUAGUUAGUUCCUAUAUUUAGUCCAAUGAGGAUUUUCUACAACUAAAGUUACCGGUAGUCUUGAGAUGAAGUGCAAUAUAAUAGAGCACUCCAGUAUAGCUUUUGAUUUCUCGCCCAUUUUGCACUUAAUUUUACAUAUUUAGCUCACCUGAGUCAAAGGCUCAUGGUGAGCUUUUGUGACUGCUCAAUGUCCGUCGUCGGUCGUGCGUCAUCAGUUGUGCGUCCGUCAACAUUUUCUAAAAAAAUCUUCUUGAAAACCACUGGGCAGACUUACACCAAACUUCACAGGGAUGAUCCUUGGGUGGUCCCCUUUCAAAAUUGUUCAAAGAAUUUAAUUCCAUGCAGAACUCUGGUUGCCAUGGCAACCGAAAGGAAAAACUUCAAAAUCUUCUUGUCCAAAACCACAAGUCGUAGAGUCUUGAUAUUUAGCAUGUGACAUCAUCUUAUGGUCCUCUAUCAAGAUUGUUCAAAUUUAGCCCCUGGGGUGAAAAGAGGCCCCGCCCCGGGGGUCACAAGUUUUAGACUUAUAUAGUAAAAAACUUUAAAAAUCUUUUUGUUUAAAACCACAUGACCUAGGCCUUUGAUAUUUUGUAUGUAGCAUUGCCUUGUGGUCCUCUACCAAAAUUUUCAAUUAAUGCCCCUGGGGUGAAAAGAAGCCCCGCCCCGGGUGUCACAAGUUUUACAUAGACUUAUAUAGUAAAAAACUUUAAAAAUCUUUUUGUCUAAAACCACAUGACCUAGGCCUUUGAUAUUUUGUAUGUAGCAUUGCCUUGUGGUCCUCUACCAAAAUUGUUCAAAUUAUGCCCCUGGAGUGAAAAGAGGCCCUGCCCUGGGGGCUCUCAUGUUUUACAUAGACUUGUUUAGGAAAAAAACAACUUUAAAAGUCUUCUUGCCUGAAACUGCAAGGCCUAGGCUUUUGAUAUUAAGUAUGUUGCCUUUCCUAGUGUUUCUCUACCAAAAUUGUUCAAAUUAUGUCACUAGGGUAAAAAGAGGCCCUGUCCUGGGGGUACCAAGUCUAACAUAGACUUAUAUAGGAAAAAAAUUAAAGAUCUUCUUGUCUGAAAGUUCAAGGCCUAUAUAGGCAUUUGAUAUUUGGUGUGUAACAUUGCCUGGUGAAUCUCUAAUAAGUUGUUUUUUUUUCAAAUUAUGCCCCUGGGGUGAAAAGAGGCCCCGCCCUGGGGGUCACUUGUUAUAAUUAUGAGUUAGGCCAGAGUUUUUUAAUAACUUUGGUUACGGGAGCGCCGGUCCUAAUUCUCCAAAAUCCAAAUGAAAAUAAAAUUCAAAAUUGCGAUUUUAUUUUUAUUUUCCCCGACGCUUGCAUCUACUUUCCGUGGUGGAAAAUAAAACAGUGUCUAUUAACCUACAAAAAUAUCACAGCGUGUAAUUUUAACGGUGCAGAAAGUGGACUGGUGUAAGUUUUGUCGAUUGUAUAGUCCCGAUACAUGAGCUUUAGUUUUUGUAAAGGAAACCCGUUUAGGUUACGUCAGACAACAACAACGAAAUGGCGACACUCGAGGCUUUCUUCAGAGUAUCGGUAAAAAGUUUUAAGUGUGAUUUGAAAAAAAUUAUUCCACUGAAGACAAGCAUAACAAUCGGGGAGGCAUUGCAUUCUCUCCUAGAAGAAGCAUGCGGGGAUGAUUGUCUAGUCAGCUUUAUUGAAGCAGGAAAGGAACGGUUUCGAUGUGAUUUGGACACGCCGGUCCAGGUCUUAAAAGAGUUGGGGUUAGACUUAAUCAUUUUAGGCAUAUCCUUUAAAUAGAUAUUG
Messenger RNA from Mercenaria mercenaria, 6778 nucleotides. Its product is annotated as probable sodium/potassium/calcium exchanger CG1090. The record is from RefSeq and is a predicted model, not a curated record. Gene Ontology annotation, biological process: intracellular calcium ion homeostasis; calcium ion transmembrane transport. The transcript has 10 exons. NCBI's taxonomy places the organism in Eukaryota, Metazoa, Mollusca, Bivalvia, Venerida, Veneridae. The coding region runs from base 187 to 1821 and encodes 544 amino acids. Gene Ontology annotation, cellular component: membrane. Gene Ontology annotation, molecular function: calcium channel activity; calcium, potassium:sodium antiporter activity.